AUGAGACAACAACAGAAGCCGCAGAGAUACCAGAGCAAAAACAAACAACAGAGACGGAGAGACAUCGAAACAAAAGGUAAAGAGAACAACAGGAACCGAGGAGAUACCAAGGCAAAGGGCCGCAACAGGAGACGGGGAGACAUCGAAACAAAAGGUAAAGAGAACAACAGGAACCGAGGCGAUACCAAGGCAAAGGGCCGCAACAGGAGACGGGGAGACAUCGAAACAAAAGGUAAAGAGAACAACAGGAACCGAAGAGAUCCCAAGGCAAAGGGUCGCAACAGGAGACGGGGAGACAUCGAAACAAAAGGUAAAGAGAACAACAGGAACCGAGGAGAUACCAAGGCAAAGGGCCGCAACAGGAGACGGGGAGACAUCGAAACAAAAGGUAAAGAGAACAACAGGAACCGAGGAGAUACCAAGGCAAAGGGCCGCAACAGGAGACGGGGAGACAUCGAAACAAAAGGUAAAGAGAACAACAGGAACCGAGGAGAUACCAAGGCAAAGGGCCGCAACAGGAGACGGGGAGACAUCGAAACAAAAGGUAAAGAGAACAACAGGAACCGAGGAGAUACCAAGGCAAAGGGCCGCAACAGGAGACGGGGAGACAUCGAAACAAAAGGUAAAGAGAACAACAGGAACCGAGGAGAUACCAAGGCAAAGGGCCGCAACAGGAGACGGGGAGACAUCGAAACAAAAGGUAAAGAGAACAACAGGAACCGAGGAGAUACCAAGGCAAAGGGCCGCAACAGGAGACGGGGAGACAUCGAAACAAAAGGUAAAGAGAACAACAGGAACCGAGGAGAUACCAAGGCAAAGGGCCGCAACAGGAGACGGGGAGACAUCGAAACAAAAGGUAAAGAGAACAACAGGAACCGAGGAGAUACCAAGGCAAAGGGCCGCAACAGGAGACGGGGAGACAUCGAAACAAAAGGUAAAGAGAACAACAGGAACCGAGGAGAUACCAAGGCAAAGGGCCGCAACAGGAGACGGGGAGACAUCGAAACAAAAGGUAAAGAGAACAACAGGAACCGAGGAGAUACCAAGGCAAAGGGCCGCAACAGGAGACGGGGAGACAUCGAAACAAAAGGUAAAGAGAACAACAGGAACCGAGGAGAUACCAAGGCAAAGGGCCGCAACAGGAGACGGGGAGACAUCGAAACAAAAGGUAAAGAGAACAACAGGAACCGAGGAGAUACCAAGGCAAAGGGCCGCAACAGGAGACGGGGAGACAUCGAAACAAAAGGUAAAGAGAACAACAGGAACCGAGGCGAUACCAAGGCAAAGGGCCGCAACAGGAGACGGGGAGACAUCGAAACAAAAGGUAAAGACAUCAACAGGAACCGAGGAGAAGCAAACAAUUUUGCAGGGACGGCAAAAGAGGAGGAAAGACAUCAUCAUGAGCAAAAUAAAAGGAAAAGCAUAACAACCAUCCACAUAACAAUGGAGGAGUGA
Mizuhopecten yessoensis (Yesso scallop) is the source of this 1455-nucleotide messenger RNA. RefSeq lists its product as uncharacterized. NCBI's taxonomy places the organism in Eukaryota, Metazoa, Mollusca, Bivalvia, Pectinida, Pectinidae. The coding region runs from base 1 to 1455 and encodes 484 amino acids. The transcript is spliced from 3 exons. The record is from RefSeq and is a predicted model, not a curated record.